GAAUUAAUCAUUUCUCGCCAAUGUGUUCAAAAGCUUCUUCUCUUCUUCAUUACUUCCGAUCAAAAUUUGCCGGUGUUUACUGUUGCAAUAGCCGUCGCCACUCGCCAACGGUGGGGUAUCGGUAGAUUGAUUUCUAAAAUUAGAGGGAGAAAUAGAGGAGGCUCUCAUUUUAUUUCGUGAAUGUUAAAGACGGUCAACGCAAAAUCACUUGUGAAGAAUCUGAUGCUUUGUGUCGUCGUGGUCAAGCAAUUUCAGAUUGAUCCGAAAACAAUCUGUCAGAUCUUUGUGUAAAGAGAGUAGCUUUGAGGGAGCUGAUAGUUCUGUUCGUUGCCCAUGAUUAGAGAUUUAGUAUAUUCUCACGGAUGAUUCAGCGAGACCUGUUUCAUCGAUUAGCAGAUGAAUGGAUGGGGUUUCUUCUGAAAUUGACACGUAGUCCAUUGUUUUAGGAUAUUCAAAGCUAGAGGAAAACAAGUUUUUGGUUGAUUCUUUUGAUUUCAUUACAAAAAAAAAGAGCUUUUUGGUUUUCUUUGAGUUGGUGAUUGUUAACUCUCAUCAAAUCUUCUGAAGAAACCUUUCUUGUAACCAGCUAUGGAAGAUUCUUCCCAGGGGAGUUUUGUUGCAACCAUAAAUGAGGAUUAUGAAGCAAUUUGUUGGGGCUGUGGGCUAAACCUUGUUCUUCCAUCAUAUGCACCUGUUUUUAAGUGUGGAUGGUGUGGUGCAAUCACGAAUCAGAAUCCAGUCAGACCUGAAACCAAAAGCUUUGGGUUGAGACGUUUCCGUGACCGGUGUUUUGUCGUUAUUCUUGCAGUUUUUAUGCUCUUUGUGAUAUGUGGUGGGAUUUGGGCUGCAUAUCCCGUCUUGUUUUCGAUCAGCUUGGCUUGCGGAAUUUUCCAUUCUGUUACAACAGCGACUCUGGCGAUAUCAACGCUCUCAACAUUUAUUCUCGUUGCUUUUAAAUGUGCCGGGAAGCCAACAAAUAUUCUUUAUGGAACCCACCCUGGAGUAGGGAAUGGUGCACUUAACAACUAUACCUUUUGUAACUACUGCUCCAAACCCAAGUCACCUAGAACCCAUCACUGCCGCACGUGUGGCAUGUGUGUAUUGGACAUGGAUCACCAUUGCCCCUUUAUUGGGAACUGUGUUGGUGCGGGUAAUCACAAAUACUUCAUAGCAUUCCUUAUCUCAGCCGUCAUUAGCACAAGCUAUGCUGCUGUUAUGUGUGUGUAUACCUUGAUUCAUAUCUUGCCACCUAUUGAAAAAGGAGCUGCAUAUGCAUCCGAUGUGGCCCAUGUGGCGCAUGGUAAUAGUAUAUCGAUUCUGAGAGUGGUGAAGAAUAUAUGUCUUACUUACAUAGCCAACGCUGUCUUCAUCUCUGUUCGAAGCCUUGUUCUAGUCUAUCUCUUUGUGGCGAGUGUUUCUGUGGCGAUUGGGCUAAGUGUUUUGCUGUGGCAACAGCUUAGCUAUAUCUAUGAAGGCAAGACUUACUUGAGCCAUUUGAGUUCUCAAGGAACAGAAGAAGAUGGUGAAAAAAGCUGCCGGAAUCUUUUGACUUUUUUCGGGUGUCCACAUUCAAUUGAAAGGCACUUGCCAACCAUAAGGAACUUGAGGAAGAGACAUAAGACAUGAGAAGAAGAAGAAGAGAAGAAUGUGAGCCAAGUAUGUUUUUUUCUGUUUCCUCCUACACUUGGAGCUUGUUGUGGUCAAUUCAGAAACAUUCAUCAUACAGUACUUGGAGCUAACAGGUAAUGCAGAUUAGCAAAGUUUGUACCUCAUUUGUGAAAAUUCAUGAUCAUAGAAUAUAGGAGCAACUGCUCCUGUAAAUUUUGCUUAAAGAUUGUAAAUUUGUUGUUUCCCUGACAUGCCUUUGAACUCAAGGAUAACAUUAUCAAAGGCGUUCCAUAGAUAAAUCUUUUUUGGAUCUUGCCAGUGACUUGAGUCAUUGAUAACAGAACUUAAAGCUUCUGGUUUUCUUUC
Arabidopsis thaliana (thale cress) is the source of this 1974-nucleotide messenger RNA. RefSeq names its product DHHC-type zinc finger family protein. The record is from RefSeq and is marked reviewed. NCBI's taxonomy places the organism in Eukaryota, Viridiplantae, Streptophyta, Magnoliopsida, Brassicales, Brassicaceae. The coding region runs from base 589 to 1626 and encodes 345 amino acids. The transcript has 4 exons. Gene Ontology annotation, cellular component: vacuolar membrane. Gene Ontology annotation, molecular function: palmitoyltransferase activity; protein-cysteine S-palmitoyltransferase activity.